This is a messenger RNA of Prorocentrum cordatum, 627 nucleotides long. The record is from the annotation of a GenBank genome assembly. Lineage: Eukaryota; Dinophyceae; Prorocentrales; Prorocentraceae.
AUGACGGCAGAGGUGUUAGACGCAGUGGACAAGCUCGAAUGUUCAACGUGUUGGGAGCUCAGUCGACCUACGACGGUACGUUCGGCAAACCUGAAGCCGUCGACGGAGUUCAACGAGAACGCGCUCCUGGACGAGGACGAGGCGCCGAACUGCUUUACGCAGGGCUGGCUAUCAUGGGCUGGUCCACCCAAUACACUCUACUUCGACGCGGCGAAGGGCCACAUCACGAAGGUGUUUGCGGAGGUCGGCGACAGGCACAACAUACUCAUGCGACUGACUCUGGCGGAGGCUCCUCACCUCACGGGCAGAGUGGAGAGAGCCAUCGACUUCAAGGACACUCUCCAGAAAGUGAACUGCGAGAUCCAGAUCACCAAGAAGGACGACCCAGCCAUAUGGACGGCCAUUUGGGCCAACACCUUAAAUAACCACAUCAGGCGGAACGGCUUCACACCCUACCAAUGCGUGCUCGGACGAUCGCCCAACGUGGCCACGUCCCUCACCGAGACGGGCUCUCGGCACAGAGCGCAGCACUAUUCGAGUCGGGACCCCGACGGGCAGAGCAGAUACGUGCAGGUGCCAAUCGAUCAUUUUCGAGCUGGACAGCGACGAUGCUGUUCGACGAGCUGA